Bufo bufo (common toad) is the source of this 2782-nucleotide messenger RNA. It is a transcript of the gene MOGS, whose product is annotated as mannosyl-oligosaccharide glucosidase. Bases 166 to 2625 code for a protein of 819 amino acids. Gene Ontology annotation, molecular function: Glc3Man9GlcNAc2 oligosaccharide glucosidase activity. Gene Ontology annotation, cellular component: endoplasmic reticulum membrane. Gene Ontology annotation, biological process: oligosaccharide metabolic process; protein N-linked glycosylation. NCBI's taxonomy places the organism in Eukaryota, Metazoa, Chordata, Amphibia, Anura, Bufonidae. The record is from RefSeq and is a predicted model, not a curated record. The transcript is spliced from 5 exons.
UACUGCGCACGCGCACAGCGGGAAGCCUCGUCUUCACUGCCUCUUCCGGGAGCACAGACAUGGCGGAGUGCACCUGCGCGGUCUUCCGGGUAACAUCUCCACGUGUCAUACCGCUCUUCCGGAUUCUGUUCCACCAAUGAGGAAGCGCGGUGGUCGUUGUCCAGGAUGACUCGGGAUCGGAGGCGUCAUGGGGGGUCUGACCAUCGUCCUCCACCCUCCAGAAAACCGCCCCCUCCUCCUGGCCGGGAGGGGAGCCGCGUCCUGCUGGUCGCCAUCUUGUCCUGUGUCAUUGGCCUCAGUGCCUUUGGAUACGGUCAUUACAAGAAGUGGAGCCUGGCAGUGAGGGUGGUCACCCUGCACCCCGCACCCCUCAUCCUGACGCCCAACAGCACCUCCUCCGCUGCAGCCCCCCACUACUUCUGGGGCUCAUACAGACCACAGGUCUACUUAGGCAUGAAGACACGGAGUCCACGUUCUGUGGUCACAGGGCUGAUGUGGCUCUCGCAGUCGGGGUCCCCGUCUCUCCGUCACACAUGUGAGCAGGGCGAUGGUCUGCAGCGGUACGGGUGGCUGAUGCACGAUGGAGUGAACUUUGGUGUACAGGAGAUUAAAGACAAGGGCUUUACCCUGAGGACGGAGUUUGUGAAGAGGCCUGGAGGCCGCCAUGGUGGAGACUGGAGCUGGAGGAUUACAGGGACCCCUGAUGAUCCGACCUCCCCCGGCCGCCUUGUGUCUGUCCUCUUCUAUGUGGCCACAGAUGGUCAGGGCUCACUGACCCCUCAUAUGGACAACAUAGACCGCCUGAGCUCGGUGACGGGCACAUCCGAGGAGCUUGGAACAUUUACCAUCCACUUUCCUAAACCAGAAGGAGGCGCUAGUGGACAUGUAAGUUACAACCAUCUGGUGACGGUUUGCCCCGGACUUCACCAUAUCACAGACGUUGUGCGCAGUAGUAUGAGGGACCGCUUCAACCACCCUGCAGCCGACAGCAGCACCAAGCGACGUUACUUCGGCCUCGAUGCCUAUCAGCCCCCGUCCUCUCCUGGCUCAGACCACACUCACAUGGUGAUUCACCAGGUCACCAUGUACCUUCCCGCUCAGGUAGAGAUCCUGUUUGAGUCGGACAGCUUCACGCAGAGGCAGGGACCGCUCUCCGGUGCUGCAUUCACUACUGAGCUGGAAACGCACAAGAAAGACAUGGAGGAACGCUUCCGGGAACGGUUCCGUCUGGAGGAGAAAGGCUUCAUCUCGGAGCAGGUGUCCUUUGCUCAAGCUGCUUUGUCCAAUAUGGUGGGAGGGAUGGGCUACUUCUAUGGCAGCUCCUUAGUCCAGUCCCGGCACAAUCCAGAACCAGUCGCCUAUCCUCCGGCCCCUCUACAUACCGCUGUCCCGUCCCGAUCAUUCUUUCCCCGAGGCUUCCUGUGGGACGAGGGCUUCCAUUUGUUGCUCAUUGCUCGGUGGGACCCCACGUUGGCCUGGCAGUCCCUGGCGCAUUGGCUGGACUUGAUAAAUGCAGACGGCUGGAUUCCUCGCGAGCAGAUCCUGGGACCGGAGGCUCGCAGUAAAGUGCCUGCUGAGUUUGUAGUUCAGUGGGAAGAGAACGCCAACCCCCCCACUCUGUUCCUGGCCCUGCGGCAGCUGCUGGCGGGUGGGACAGUGUCAGCCGAGGGUCUCCAGUUUCUCCGCAGCGCACUUCCUCGUUUGCAGACCUGGUAUGACUGGUUCAAUAACACUCAGAACGGGCUUCUUCCAUAUACUUACCGUUGGCGCGGAAGGGACCGGGACACCUUGCGCUUCCUGAACCCAAAGACUCUGACAUCUGGCCUGGAUGAUUAUCCUCGAGCCUCACACCCCUCUGACGAUGAGCGCCAUGUGGACCUGCGAUGCUGGAUGGCCCUGGCGGCUGAGGUCAUGGCCACCAUCUGUGAGCUGCUCAGAGAAGAUGGGGGGCGAUAUAAGGCAUCUCACAUGGCGCUUACCGACAACUCUCUAUUGGACAAGCUCCACUGGUCGGAGAGACUCGGCGCUUAUGCUGAUUACGGGAACCACACCCAAAAUGUGGCUCUGGAAUGGGAGAGAAUUCGGCCAGCCCCUGGACAGGACCCUCGCAGUGUGCCACCCCCAAGAUUAAUCAGAGUAGUCAGAAAAACCCCAAAACCGCAGUAUGUGGGUGCCCUUGGCUAUGUCUCCCUGUUCCCCUUUAUUCUAGAAAUACUAUCUCCGGACUCGCCGAAGCUCGGUCGCCUCUUGGAUCACCUGAGAGAUGCCGACAGGUUGUGGACCCCUUAUGGAAUCCGCUCGUUGUCCAAGAGCAGUCCUUUGUUUAUGCAGCGUAACACGGAGCACGACCCCCCGUACUGGAGGGGCCCCAUAUGGAUUAAUAUUAACUACCUGGUGGUCAGGGCUUUGUACAGGUACAGUCAGAUGGAGGGACCUUACCGAGAGCGAGCGCUAGGCUUGUACCGGGAGCUGCGCACCAACCUCAUCUCCAACCUCUACAGACAGUAUAAGGAGAGCGGUUUCCUGUGGGAACAGUACAAUGACCACACGGGUCGUGGACAGGGCUGCCACCCGUUCACCGGCUGGAGCUCGCUCAUCGUGCUGGUAAUGGCGGAGGAAUUCUGAGGAGGAAGCUCGGGGUGAGGCCUUGUGUGCAGGACGUGGAUCGGAGGUGUCCUCCCCGAGAAGCAGCGCUUCCUUACACCUCUGUAAUACUGUGAACACUCAGCAUUGUAUGGAAUCCAUGGGUGCUCUGUACAGCGCUGAGGGUGCCACCCUCGUG